Messenger RNA from Trichomonas vaginalis G3, 999 nucleotides. Its product is annotated as cell division. The transcript has a single exon. Gene Ontology annotation, biological process: regulation of cyclin-dependent protein serine/threonine kinase activity; mitotic cell cycle phase transition. Gene Ontology annotation, cellular component: cytoplasm; centrosome; nucleus. Bases 1 to 999 code for a protein of 332 amino acids. The record is from RefSeq and is a predicted model, not a curated record. Lineage: Eukaryota; Parabasalia; Trichomonadida; Trichomonadidae. Gene Ontology annotation, molecular function: cyclin-dependent protein serine/threonine kinase regulator activity.
AUGUCUCAGGCCCUUCGCGCCUUACCUACACGCAAAACAAACAUGGAUCAAGUUACACACCAACGCGUUGCAUUAAGCAGAGUAUCUAAUACAAAGAUUCAACCAAUAGCUUCAGCACGCAAAUCUUUAAUUCAUCAUCCAACACCAUCCGUUCAAGCAGCGCCAGAACCAGUUGCCAAACCAGCUCCUGAGUUCCACUUCAAGCCGGUUUCUAUUGGUGAUCCUCUUGAUCCGAUGGAUGUUGCUGAAUAUGAACAUUUCAUUUACAGAACAAUGCGUCAGCGUGAGCUAACAGAGGAACCACUCGUUUUCAAUCAACAAGAAAUUACCCUCAAGGAUCGUAAUCUUCUUAUUGAUGCUCUCUGCCGUUUUCAUUAUAAGCUUGGCUUGACUACUAACACAUUUUACAGAUUCAUCGGAAUUUUCGAUCGCUUCUUAUCAAAGGAGUCAAUUCCGAAGUCAAAACUUAAAGUUUAUGGCUGUGCUGCUUUCUUAAUUGCUUCUAAGAUUGAAGAUAUUUAUCCUUCCCAAUCAACAGAUCUUAUUAAGCUCAGUGAGCGUGCUUUUACACAGAGAGAAUUGUUUGCUGCUGAAAUUCAAGUUAUUAACACAAUAGGCUUCAAUACAACAUUCGCAACACCACUUUUCUUCUUAACACAUUUCAUGCAGAUCCAGGAUGAAACAAAGGAAGACCUUCUCCUUGCUCGUUAUAUCCUCGAAAUCAUGCAGACACAGAGCCAGUUCUUUGGAAUGAAACCAUCAAUGAUGGCAUCUAUUGCUGUUAUGUUCACUCAUUACUUAAGAGGUGUUACAUUGUGGUCCAAUACAUUCUCUGGCUAUACUCAGUAUACUCUUGAAGAUAUGGAUGCUUCUGCGAAGUGUAUUCGCGAGAUGCUCACAGAAGAAGACCGUGAAGAAACUCGCUUCAUGCGCCGUAAGUAUGGCUCUGACUUGUUUAUGGGUGUUGCUCGUGUUCAUAUUCCUUCUCAUUUCCCAUAA